AUGGCCUCAUUUGGUGUAUAUGUUCUUCCAAGCUUCUUUGUCUUGGCACAAUGUCAUUACGGUGUCACGCCUCAGUUGUCCACUAUACCAUUUGUUAUCGAAAACGAGGGUCGUGCAGAACGUGUUUAUGAUAUUUACAGUCGACUGCUUCGUGACAGGAUUGUCUGUGUUAUGACGCCAAUUGACGAUCAGAUUGCUUCUGCCAUCAUUGCGCAAUUACUGUUCCUGCAAAGUGACAGUAGCAAGAAACCAAUUCAUAUGUAUAUAAACAGUCCAGGUGGCAGUGUCACAGCUGGGCUGGCUAUCUAUGAUACUAUGCAGAUGAUCACAGCACCAGUGGCGACGUGGUGUGUAGGGCAGGCCUCAAGCAUGGGCUCAUUACUGCUUUGUGCUGGCGAGAAGGGAAUGCGUGCUGCUCUUCCGAAUUCGAGAAUCAUGGUCCAUCAGCCCAGUGGAGGCGCCCAGGGUUCAUGCUCCGAUAUUCUCAUUCGUGCUGAGGAAAUUCAAAGGUUGAAAAAGCGCACUCAGGAAAUCUACGUCCACCAUACUGGACAACCUUAUGAGGUUAUUCAAGAAACGCUGGACCGUGAUCGUUUCAUGAGUGCAUUGGAAGCGAAGAACUUUGGACUUGUUGAUAAGGUGGAAUCUCAUGGAGGAUCGAUGCCUUCAGAAUAGCUUUUGUUUACUGUUAUUAUCAUUCCAUAAUAUGUGUUCGCAAAUUUGUAGGUGCAAUUACGGUUUUCUUGUAUUGUUAUUGGAUCAGGCAAUGAAUAUCAUUAUUUUUUUACU
Cylicocyclus nassatus is the source of this 789-nucleotide messenger RNA. Lineage: Eukaryota; Metazoa; Nematoda; Chromadorea; Rhabditida; Strongylidae. The record is from the annotation of a GenBank genome assembly.